Messenger RNA from Closterium sp. NIES-65, 714 nucleotides. Lineage: Eukaryota; Viridiplantae; Streptophyta; Zygnematophyceae; Desmidiales; Closteriaceae. The record is from the annotation of a GenBank genome assembly.
AUGGAAAUGUUCGCGGUUCUAUUCAAGCUGGUUCUACCGAAUACGAGAAUAUCGAGGAUUCUCUUCCCUUCCAAGCUCCAGGGUGCACAUUCUAGCUACGUCUCAACUCCGUGUCGGUACUACGUUCCUUCCGCUUCCUCCCUCCGCCUCCGCCCUCCGUCUCCGCUCCCCACUCUCCGCUCCCUCCGCACCCCCGUUCCGCCUCCACAUUCCGCCAUGAGCUUCGCCGCCACGGCCGCGACCCUGCGACGGGAGCUGCAGCAGCAGCGCGCGAGGCAGCUGUACCGCCGAUCGCUCAAGAACACGCUCAGCUGGGCGAUUUUUCGCGACAUCUACUACGACGAGGCGAGUGCUCAGACGUCGUUUCUUGAGGGUCGCGGCUCAUGCCGAAUCCCUUGUUUCCAUCUCAUUCCUCUCUCCGUGCAUUCUAUACCUCUUUCUAAGAAGGCCACCUUCCCUUUUUUCCGCCUUCUCCUCCUUAUCGUUCCCUCCCUCCCCCAUUUCCGCCUUCCCCUCUCCGCCACUCCCCCCGGCCAGAGCGAUCCGGAUCGGAUUGACCGUUUGCUGGCAGCGGGAGAGGCGAAGCUCAAGGAGAACCAGCACCCCGACCCGUACCUCGUGCCAUGGGUGUACGGCGGAUCCAAGUACGCUCGCAACCCUCCCUUCCCCCAAGAGAUUAGCAUUGUGCAUGGAUUCGGAAAGGAGGAGCAUUAG